Molecule: messenger RNA, 776 nt
Organism: Papilio xuthus (Asian swallowtail)
Lineage: Eukaryota; Metazoa; Arthropoda; Insecta; Lepidoptera; Papilionidae
Exons: 3
Coding region: 155-640 (161 amino acids)
Source: RefSeq, a predicted model, not a curated record
UCCUUAAGCUAUUUAUAAUUACAUUAUAUUUCCAUAAACAUUUUAUUUGACGCAAGAUAAUUCGACGUUCUUACGUUGUACGACUAUUUAUGGAUUUACGAAUUACACAAGAGUGAGCUUGGAUAGACAAAUAACGCUAAAAAUAACAUCUGCAAUGGAAGUGGAACCAUUUAUUGCUAAUGGAGUUCGUAUAGACUCCAGUUGGAUUGAGCAAAUCAUUUUGCUUCUGGUGGAUGAGUUUGAUAUAUGUAUAGCAUGGGACAUUGAUGCAGCAGUAUUGACAGGAGCAUUUGCCUUAGUGGGGGGUGUGUUGGGGGGGUACGCUGGGGGCAGAGUAGGUGCUGCCAUCGGAGCUGGUGUUGGAGGCGUCUCGGGAUAUGCUACUAGUAGACUUGUCUCACUGAGAGAUGUAUGGGAUUCUAUUAAAAGAAAUUUAAAUGAGCUGUUUUAUAUUAUUUUGAAUUUCUUGGCUAGACUGUCACCUGAUGACUAUAAGUGGGCAUUUGAGAUGUUGAUGUCAUGUGCAGCUAGCCGACGUGAGCUGGUCAUGAAGAUUAUAGACUUUAUUGCACAGAAGCUAGGUCGGGAAGUCAUUUCUCGGAUUACAGCUGCACAAUCAGUGCCCAUUAAUGGGUAUUGAGUAUCAUAUAUUGUUUGAAUGUUUUAGACAAUCUUUUGUAUUGCUCAAAUAGAGGCUAGGAUAAUAUAAAUAUGUAUUUUUGACAAUGUAAUUUACAUCAAUGUAUUUUUUAACGAAAUUGUUUUAACACAUUCAA